AUGCUGUGGGCGGCGCGCGCGUCGGGGUUCUUCUCCGCGGCCAUGCUGAUGGUGGUCCUCUCGCCAUCUCUACAGUCCUUCCCGCCGGCCGAGGCCAUCCGGUCGUCGCACUUCGACAGCCACGUCCGCUUCCCGGGCCAGAUCGCCGCCGGCGGCGCCAGGGGCCUCCCCUUCCGCCGCGCGCCCUCCUUCCGCAAUGCCGCCGACUGCGCCACCACCACCACCGAUAACGUCUGCGACCCCUCCCUCGUCCACAUCGCCAUCACCCUGGACGAGGGCUACCUGCGGGGCUCCGUCGCGGCGGUCCACUCCGUGGUGCAGCACGCGGUCUGCCCGGACACCGUCUUCUUCCACUUCCUGGUGUCGGACCCGAGCCUGGGCGACCUGGUCCGCGCCGUCUUCCCGCAGCUCCGCUUCAAGGUCUACUACUUCGACCCGGCGCGCGUGCGGGGGCUCAUCUCCUCCUCCGUGCGCCAGGCGCUGGAGGAGCCGCUCAACUACGCCCGCAACUACCUGGCCGACCUGCUCGACCCCUGCGUGCGCCGCGUCGUCUACCUCGACUCCGACCUCGUCCUCGUCGACGACGUCGCCAAGCUCUGGCGCACCGACCUGGCCGGCCGCACCGUCGGCGCGCCAGAGUACUGCCACGCCAACUUCACCAAGUACUUCACGGCACGGUUCUGGGCCGACGACCGCCUCGCGGCCACCUUCGCGGGCCGCCGCCCCUGCUACUUCAACACGGGCGUCAUGCUGCUGGACCUCGCCCGCUGGCGGCGCGCCGGCUACACCCGGCGCAUCGAGCGCUGGAUGGAGACGCAGCGCUCGUCUUCCCCGGAGGGCCGCAUCUACGAGCUGGGCUCGCUGCCGCCGUUCCUGCUGGUCUUCGCGGGCCACGUGGCGCCCAUCGCGCACCGCUGGAACCAGCACGGCCUCGGCGGCGACAACGUCCACGGCAGCUGCCGCGACCUCCACCCGGGCCCCGUCAGCCUGCUGCAUUGGUCCGGCUCCGGCAAGCCAUGGGCGCGCCUCGGCGCCGGACGGCCGUGCCCGCUCGACGCCCUCUGGGCGCCCUUCGACCUCUACGGCCCCGACGCCGUUGAGCCGUCCCGGUAAACUACAACUACGACUACAGAAAGAUUCUUUUCCUUCUUUCGACGACGACCUUCUUCUUCCUCCCGUAUAAAAUCCUGAGCACUGAUUCUUGGCCACCUCCCCCCGUUACAUGUUCAGAAACCUACUCAUAUAAUUUUUUCUCCUCCUCUUCUCUCUUCAUGCUGUUCAAUUCAAUGUUUUGUGCCUCC
Messenger RNA from Lolium rigidum, 1301 nucleotides. Its product is annotated as probable galacturonosyltransferase-like 7. Bases 1 to 1113 code for a protein of 370 amino acids. The transcript has a single exon. Lineage: Eukaryota; Viridiplantae; Streptophyta; Magnoliopsida; Poales; Poaceae. The record is from RefSeq and is a predicted model, not a curated record. Gene Ontology annotation, molecular function: glycosyltransferase activity. Gene Ontology annotation, cellular component: Golgi apparatus.